This is a messenger RNA of Nicotiana tabacum (common tobacco), 1649 nucleotides long. The record is from RefSeq and is a predicted model, not a curated record. NCBI's taxonomy places the organism in Eukaryota, Viridiplantae, Streptophyta, Magnoliopsida, Solanales, Solanaceae.
GUUGUCAACAUCCUUUGCAUUUAGUUUUCCCCUGGCCCCUAAAUUCCAAUUGAGAAGUAGAAAAUAAAAAACAGUUGGUGGAAUCUUGAGAUGGUAGCCUCAUAAGAAAAGUAGCAAAAAGUGGUGGAAGCUUCAGAUUGGCCUCAUAACAGAAGUGGCUAAAAAAUAUAGAUUUCUUGGGGUUGUCACAAAAAAUUUCCCGAGUUAAUUUUUUUCCUCAUUUAAACGUUUUAGACAUAUAUAAUUAAUUUCCAGAUUUUGUGAUGCAAUACUGUGGAUUCUCUUUAGUUUUGGUGGAUGAGAUCUACAUUUGAGAAUGAGAGUUCAACUACACAUUCUUUACUUCAAAGAGCUAUGCUGACUUUACGUCAAUGGUAUGAAAUAAUUUUAGCUAUGGUUUAUGACUGAGUAAUAUUCUUCCUCGGGCUCCUUUUUUGGUAACUCUCUACAAAUUGCAAAUCUUGUAUAGAUUAGUUAUCAAUUGUCUUUCUUGAGUUUCAGGCUGCCCAUACUGUACUUUUUUACUAUGUUAAUAUUUCAAUAUGUGCAUUUGUAUGUCUCCAUGUGUUUAUAUGGAUACACUUCCGCAAGGGUAGUUGAGUAAGUCAUCAUUCUAUUAAAAUGUAGGAAGAGCAAGUAGCUGCUGUUCUAUAUGGGAAAGACAUAGAAAAGUAUGCAGACAACUUCACCCCGUUUUCCACUUACUUGAUAUCUACUGCAAAAGUGAGAGUUCCUUUACCCUACGAAGUACCUAUCAACCAUUUUGAAUGGGUUAUUGAUAAAUUUACUGUCGUCGAAGAGGUGAAAGAUGCUAACAUACAAGACCCACCGCUCCCACCUCCGACGAGGUUGAAUACUGUACCUUUUGCAUAUUUGCACGAGCAACAGCGAAAUACGGAAUUUGGCAAUCAUUAUUUUACGUGUAAUACCUUCUGACAAUUAAAUUUAUUUGUAUCCUUACAUUCUGAGACCGUGUACAUUGGUCUAAAUUAUAAGUCGCUUGCAAUGUCCACUACACAGACAUAAUCGCCAUUCUGGUGAACUGUGGCUCGAUAAAGUAUGUUGGCGCUAACAAUAGAAAAUAUCGUGAAAUCACCAUAAUGGAUACCAAUAUGAGGCCUACUAUCCUUACGCUGUGGGAAGACUUCGCCGACGCUGAUGGAAGCAUCCUCGCUGCAGAGGUUGCUGAAUAUCCAGUAAUUGUAGCAAAACGAAUUAUGCGAACCACCUAUGCUGGAUUAUCAUUGUCGACAAGGUACAACUCGGUCAUACUGAUAAAUCCACUAUAUCCUCAAGUUGGAAGACUUCUAAACUGGGUCAGAGACAACCGACCAAGACUUAUGAGAUACAGUCAGCAGGCAGUAGAUUCGUCUCUUAUGCUUGCGGCAGAAUACAAUGAUACUGUCCCAAUUGCUGAUAUCCAGUCACAACCUCAUGUAGAUACAACUCUUUUACGUGGAAGGUAAAUUAUCAUUGCCGGCUGAUGACCAAGAUUUUUAUGAAUUACUGUGUUCCCACUACGGGCAGCAGUACAGAACUCAUUCGCCGAAAAUUAUUCAUUGUGCGAGCUGCAAACAACAUGCGAUGUUAACACCCAUGUAUUGUGACUUUGAAUUCAAGCCUAAUAAAAUAUGUCCGUUCUACAUCUU